AUGGCUGCGCCGGUAUGUUGUUCUCAAGCAGAAACAAGGUCACUAGAACGGUCCUAACGCGUCUCAGCAGUCUGCCGCAAGUAGGGUGUUCGCCAUCACCGAACUCAUCGAGAAAACCCUCGAAGAACUGCCUAUCAUCGACCUCUUGAUCUCGCAGCACGUAUGCAAGAAGUACCGCAAGACCGUUAAAGGGCCCCUGCGCUUGCAACAGGCUCUUUACCUCGAGCCAUUGCCCGAGUUCGUGGAUCUCUGCGGCAUCGCUCUCCCUCCUUAUACCAUCCUAGUCACUACCGUCCUGGUAUCGGCAAGCCCACAAGACUCCACGAUCAACCCACUCCUCGCAAACGCAUGGCAAUACAGUUUGAAGGAAGACGCCAAACAUAGCGCGCGCUCCAAUCCCCAUGCCUCGUGGCGCGAUAUGCUGGUCUCUCAGCCUCCCAUCUUCGAAAUGCGGCUAGGCGCCAUCAACCUGCACACUAUCAAAUCGAAGUGCUUCCUCGUUCGAACGCUGGAUAGCAUGGCUCGUCAACUCGCCAAAUCAGGCACUAUUCGACAUAAGGGCAGGAUCAUUCGUGGGCACAGUGGAGGCCAGCAGGUCCAGACAGGUCAAAGUAUGGGAGUCGUCCUCGAGGCUCUGGAAGAAGGAUGGAACCAGGACGAGACAAGUGUUUGUACAUCAGAGUUGCGAUAG
Lecanosticta acicola is the source of this 691-nucleotide messenger RNA. NCBI's taxonomy places the organism in Eukaryota, Fungi, Ascomycota, Dothideomycetes, Mycosphaerellales, Mycosphaerellaceae. The record is from the annotation of a GenBank genome assembly.